AUGCUCUCCACGUUCUCGCUUGUCUUCUUCGCCGCCACGAGCGUACUUGCUCUCCCCGUGUGCAACGUCGUGCUCCCCACCUCCACCACCUCCAGCAACCUCUCAUACUGGACGACGGAUCCAUCGCUGCCGAAGCCGUCGCCGCUCUCGGACGCGACCUUCCGGCCACACAACGAGAUCACCGCGCUCUCCCAUGACUACGUGACCGCACCGGACGGGAAGAAAUCGAUGAAGGCCCACUACCCCGCGGGUUCCUACACGUUCUCUGGGCCCAUCCAGGGCGGGUUCUCGUUCUACGCCCCAGGCCCGGCCAACCUCGACCUCACGACCGCGAAGGAGGCCACGUUCGGGUACGACGUGUACUUCCCGUCCGGCUUCAACUUUGUCAAGGGUGGCAAGCUUCCCGGUCUCUAUGGUGGCGAUAGCGACGACGAGGCCAUGUCCUGCUCGGGCGGGCGGCGCGACGACGGCUGUUGGUCUUCGCGACUCAUGUGGCGCACGGGCGGCGCGGGCGAGCUCUACACCUACCUCCCGCCGGACUACCCGGAGAAUGACGCGGUGUGCGACCAGCCGCCGUACUCGACGUGCAACUCGGUGUACGGCGCGUCCGUCGGCCGCGGCUCGUUCUCGUGGAAGACGGGCGGGCGGACGACGAUCUCGCAGCGCGUGCGCCUCAACGACGCGGGCAAGGCCAACGGCGAGCUCGAGCUCUUCGCGAACGGGAAGAGCGUCGUGAGCGUCGGCGGGCUCGUGCUCCGCGACUCCUCCGCGGGGCGCAUCCGCGGGAUGCAGAUGCAGACGUUCUUCGGCGGCUCCGACAGCAGCUGGGCGACGCCGACCGACCAGAACGUGUACUUUUCCGACUUCUCCGUCGCGAUCACCGAGACGCUCUGA
Epithele typhae is the source of this 894-nucleotide messenger RNA. RefSeq lists its product as uncharacterized. The transcript is spliced from 4 exons. The record is from RefSeq and is a predicted model, not a curated record. The coding region runs from base 1 to 894 and encodes 297 amino acids. NCBI's taxonomy places the organism in Eukaryota, Fungi, Basidiomycota, Agaricomycetes, Polyporales, Epitheliaceae.